Penicillium crustosum is the source of this 975-nucleotide messenger RNA. RefSeq names its product HNH endonuclease signature motif containing protein. The transcript is spliced from 6 exons. The record is from RefSeq and is a predicted model, not a curated record. NCBI's taxonomy places the organism in Eukaryota, Fungi, Ascomycota, Eurotiomycetes, Eurotiales, Aspergillaceae. Bases 1 to 975 code for a protein of 324 amino acids.
AUGGCCACUCAUCAACUUCAACCACCCCAAAACCUGCGGUUGAACCUCCGGAUUUACCAGGAUAACGGUUCUCUCCUGGCUGGAACCAGUGCGACAACUGACAGCCUUGUUAUAGCCCUGGAAAUUCCAACUGACGGACAAGACCAAUACAUUUCUCCCGAAAUGCUUUAUCGAUACUGCUCCUUAAAUAUACCUUUUUCCCGACGAGAACGAGCGAACGGCACAACAGACGCUGCACUCCGGCCUAACAGUCGGGCUUCAGUCGGUCCCGGCAACUACAUAGUCCUUGACACAGAUGAAAACCCCACUACUGUCGACUUAACCACUGACUGUGCUCCACGCCGCGUCAGAACCCGUGACAUUAGUUCCCAAUCCCAGGGUCAGAAUGAACGAGAACGCUUGCAAAGGUCGUUUCGCGACAGCCUCCGCAACAGAGACAGAUGUUGUGCAAUUACCGGGCCAUCUGCUCUAGUCAACCACAAGCACCCUUUCCAAGGUAUUGAGGCUACGCAUGUCUUCCCUGUAAGCAUGCUGGAGGGAUGGAGACGAGACGGAUACCGGCGCUAUAUCACGGACAUUCGCCCCAAUAGUGAGAUUAGAGAAUCUAGCCUCUAUUCUGCUCAGAAUGGGCUUCUCCUCCGCGCGGAUAUUCACUCAUUCUUCGAUGCUUUCCAAAUUGGAAUUGAUCCCGAUGCUGAUUACAAGAUAAUUGUAUUCGGAAAGGAUACUGCAGGAAUGGGCGGCACUCGUCUCCAAAACUCUGCCAGAAGCGGAAACCAGCGUGUGAGCCCUGAUCUCCUUCGUUGGCACCUGCGGAUGUGCCUGUACAAUAACCUAAAGGCCAAUACCGAACCAAGGACGAUGUGGGAGGAGGAUCUUGAGGAAGAUCCAAUGGGCAGCAUUCUCCUGCAGCCAGAUGCGGCUGAAAGAAUGGAAGUUGAGCUUUUCACUCGCCUUGGAGGACUGGUAGCAUGA